This is a messenger RNA of Durusdinium trenchii, 672 nucleotides long. NCBI's taxonomy places the organism in Eukaryota, Dinophyceae, Suessiales, Symbiodiniaceae. The record is from the annotation of a GenBank genome assembly.
GUCCAAGAGCUAACACCACAGGAGAAGGCGAAGAAGAUCACUGUGGAGCUCUUUUCACUCCAAAGUUCUCCACCCUUUGAGGCAAUGUUGGCGGAAGAGGUGGUUCAGGACUAUGUUCUGCAGCAUUUGUCUGUCAGGAAGCAAGAGCUUAAGGAAGCAUCCCUCCACUUGUCCGCAGGUAUGGGCCCACUAGAUUCUCAAGAUGAAUGGCGCAAACAAGAUGCCUUUGCUAAAGCUGAUGCAACUGUGGAUGAGGUGUUGCUCACGGCUAAGGAUACCGUCUUGAAGAUGCCUACCAAGGGCCAGCAGUUUCAGGAUUUGCUCGAGAAGAUGUCUGCCUUGGCAUCAGCAGUCUCUCUUGGUGAGCAGUUGGUGGCAUGGAAAGCAUUGCAGGCUUUGCCUCUCAUGAAAUCUGUGGCCUCGGAUGUCAAUGCCUUCAUGGACCACAUCCUCACAGAGUCAAAGAAGCUUCGAAAGGGCAGAGCGUUGUUCACCACGACAGUUCUCAUUCUGGCCUUGAAGCUAUUCAAAGGGGGCGAUCCAGACACUGUCCAGAAUGCCAAAAAGCUUGCGCGAGAGCAAACUGCUCUCAUCCAAGGAGGGAAAGAUUCGAUGGCAGAAUCUGAUAUCCCAUUGCCAGUGAGGGCGCUGGCUAGCAAUCUCUUGUCAUGA